Messenger RNA from Salvelinus sp. IW2-2015, 1445 nucleotides. RefSeq names its product synaptosomal-associated protein 25. Gene Ontology annotation, biological process: synaptic vesicle fusion to presynaptic active zone membrane; exocytosis; synaptic vesicle priming. NCBI's taxonomy places the organism in Eukaryota, Metazoa, Chordata, Actinopteri, Salmoniformes, Salmonidae. Gene Ontology annotation, molecular function: syntaxin-1 binding; SNAP receptor activity; voltage-gated potassium channel activity. Gene Ontology annotation, cellular component: plasma membrane; SNARE complex. The record is from RefSeq and is a predicted model, not a curated record.
UGUAACGUCGAAGAUAGAGCCACCAAUUGGGUGAGCGGGUGGUAAUCGAGGCGUGUCAUCGGACUUACCUGGGGGCAGAGCGGACCUGGGAGAAAGGAACAAAAACCUUCGAGAUGAUGCUGAGGGACCGGGUAGAUCAAUGAACAAACAGGUGACGGAUGUUCAAGUUGAUUGUUGGGCAAAGUCGAGGCAAACACGACCACUCAUAUACAGUAAGUUAAAGGACUGGUGUCAAAGCCACCUGAUGCACUAGCCUUGCUUCUUGGGAAAGAGGCUCCUGAGCAAACCAGACAGACUGUGCUGUCCUUCCGCGGCUUCUGCAGAUGCCAGGCAAGAUGGCUGCCGACACGCCCGUGAGGACAGAGCAGGAGGAGCUGCAGGGGAGGGCCAACCAGGUGACAGAUGAGUCCCUGGAGAGUACCCGUCGUAUGAUGCAGCUAGUAGAGGAGAGCAAAGAUUCAGGAAUCCGGGCCCUGGUCAUGCUGGACGAACAAGGAGAGCAACUGGAGCGGAUUGAGGAGGGCCUGGACCAGAUCAACUCGGAUAUGAAGGAGGCUGAAAAGAACCUCACAGACCUGGGCAAAUGCUGCGGUCUGUGCUCCUGUGAUAAGCUGAAGGACUUUGAGGAGAGUGGGGCCUAUAAGAAGGUGUGGGGGAACAACCAGGAUGGGGUGGUGUCCGGCCAGCCGUCCUCACGCGUGGUGGAUGAAAGAGAGCAGAUGAUCAUGAGCGGUGGCUACAUAAGCAAGGUGACAAAUGAUGCACGCGAAGAUGAGAUGGAGGAGAAUCUGGGACAUGUAGGCAGCAUUAUAGGCAACCUGAAGAGCAUGGCACUGGACAUGGGCAAUGAGAUCGACACACAGAAUGUCCAGAUUGACCGCAUUCAGGGCAAGGCCAUUCUCAAUGUAUCCCGCAUCGAUGCUGCCAAUCAGAAAGCUAACAAUCUAAUGAAGAGAUAAAGAGGAAGAUUGUCCGUCUCUGCUGUGUGAUCUGAUCUACUCCCUGUCGUUCUGUGCCAAUAUGCGUUCAGUGACCGUUCACCCAAAUAGAAAAUCUGCCAAAUGAUCGUGUAUGCCUUAUCCUAAAGCCUGAGCAGCAGGGUACACAUCAUUAUUCAUACCUGGCUCUACAUUAACCCUAGCCUGUUUGCCAGUCUCUGUUCAGCUAUUACAUUCCACUCUUUGUACUCCAUGUCAUAUGUCACAUGACAAAAAAAGAGUACAAGAAGUGGAACGCUACAGAGACUGGUACCCAGAGAUCCAGCCUGUACCACACUGCUGCCAUCUGUUGGCUAGAUUAUUUUCUAGAAACUAGAUACACAUCCCCUUCGCUCUUUCACCAUCCUCCCUCUGGUCCUCUUUCGAUGCCCGUCCUCUAUGGAGCCAGAUACCUGCCAUAAGAUUGAACGUACAGUACCAGUGAAAAGUUUGGACACACCUACUCAU